Molecule: messenger RNA, 7263 nt
Organism: Leptonychotes weddellii (Weddell seal)
Lineage: Eukaryota; Metazoa; Chordata; Mammalia; Carnivora; Phocidae
Source: RefSeq, a predicted model, not a curated record
GCUUCUCACCACAGCCCCACCAGCUCGUCCCCCUUCUGCCGUGGCGCUGCCUCUUCUCUCUCUCUCUUCUAUAACAACGGGGCUCAGCCUUGCGGCUGUCACGAAAUGGGUGCCACAGGCCCCACGUGUGAGCCCUUUGGGGGCCAGUGUCCCUGCCGGGCCCACGUCAUCGGCCGUGUGUGCUCCCGCUGUGCCACUGGCUACUGGGGCUUCCCCAGCUGCAGGCCCUGCGAGUGCCGAGGCCGUCUGUGUGACGAGCUCACGGGCCGAUGUGUCUGCCCGCCACGCACCAUCCCUCCAGAUUGCGUGGUCUGCCAGCCCCAGAGCUUCGGCUGCCACCCCCUGGUGGGCUGUGAGGAGUGUAACUGCUCGGGGCCUGGUGUCCAGGAGCUCACCGACCCCACCUGUGAUGUGGACAGUGGCCAGUGCAAGUGCAGAGCCAAUGUGACCGGGCGCCGCUGUGACUCCUGCGCUCCUGGCUUCCAUGGCUACCCCAGCUGCCGCCCCUGCGACUGCCAUGAGGCAGGCUCCAUGCCCAGCAUGUGUGACCCCCUCACAGGCCAGUGCCACUGCAAGGAGAACGUGCAGGGCCCUCGGUGUGACCAGUGCCGCCUUGGGACCUUCUCCCUUGAAGCCACCAACCCAAAGGGCUGCACCCGCUGCUUCUGCUUCGGGGCCACCGAGCGCUGCAGGGGCUCGGCCCACGCCCGCCGUGAGCACGUGGACAUGGAGGGCUGGACGCUGCUGAGCAGCGACCGGCAGGUGGUUCCUCACGAGCUGCGGGCAGAGGCAGAACUGCUCUACGCGGACCUGCGGCGCGGCUUCGAGGCCUUCCCUGAGCUGUACUGGCAGGCCCCACCCUCCUACCUGGGGGACAGGGUGUCAUCCUAUGGUGGGACCCUCCGCUACGAACUUCACUCGGAGGCCCAGCGUGGAGACGUGUUCAUCCCCACAGAAAGCAGGCCGGACGUGGUGCUGCAGGGCAACCAGAUGAGCAUCACGUUCCUGGAGCCAAUGUACCCGGCGCCCGGCCACGUUCACCACGGACGACUGCAGCUGGUGGAGGGGACCUUCCGGCACACGGAGACGCACAACGCCGUGUCCCGCGAGGAGCUCAUGAUGGUGCUGGCGAGUCUGGAGCGGCUGCACAUCCACGCCCUGUUCUCCCAGACCUCCUCGGCCGUCUCCCUGCGCAGCGUGGGGCUGGAGGUGGCCGGCGAGGUGGGCGGGGGGCCUCCGGCCAGCAACGUGGAGCUGUGUAUGUGCCCGGCCAACUACCGUGGAGAUUCGUGCCAGGAAUGUGCCCCUGGCUACUACCGGGACAUCAAAGGUCUCUUCUUGGGUCGCUGUGUCCCCUGUCAGUGCCAUGGCCACUCAGACCGCUGCCUCCCUGGCUCGGGCGUCUGCAUGGGCUGCCAGCACAACACUGAAGGUGACCACUGUGAGCACUGCCAGGCUGGCUUCGUGCGCAGUGGGUCUGAGGACCCGAUGGCCCCCUGUGUCAGCUGCCCCUGCCCCCUCGCAGUGCCUUCCAACAACUUUGCGGUGGGCUGCGUCCUGCGAGGAGCCCGCACACAGUGUCUCUGCAAACCCGGCUACGCGGGUGCCUCCUGCGAGCGGUGCGCGCCCGGCUUCUUCGGGAACCCGCUGGUGCUGGGCAGCUCCUGCCAGCCGUGCGACUGCAGCGGCAACGGCGACCCCAACCUGCUCUUCAGCGACUGUGACCCCCUGACCGGCGCCUGCCGCAGCUGCCUGCGCCACACCGCCGGGCCCCGCUGUGAGAGCUGCGCCCCCGGCUUCUACGGCAACGCCCUGGUGCCCGGCAACUGCACCCGGUGUGACUGCUCCGCAUGCGGGACAGAGACCUGCGACCCCCACAGUGGGCACUGCUUGUGCAAGGCAGGCGUGACUGGGCUACGCUGUGACCGUUGUCAGGAGGGAUACUUCGGCUUCCAGGACUGUGGGGGCUGCCGCCCAUGCGCCUGUGGCCCAGCCGCGGAGGGCUCCGAGUGCCACCCCCAGACUGGGCAGUGCCCCUGCCGGCCGGGGGCCGGAGGGCCCCAGUGCCGCGAGUGUGCCCCUGGCCACUGGGGGCUGCCUGAGCGGGGCUGCCGGCGCUGCCAGUGCCAGGGGGGCCACUGCGACGUGCACACGGGCCACUGCACCUGCCCCUCCGGGCUCAGUGGGGAGCGCUGUGACGCCUGCAGCCAACAGCACGAGGUGCUGGUGCCUGGCGGGUCCGGGGGCCAUGGCGUCCACUGUGAAGUGUGUGACCACUGUGUGGUCCUGCUCCUGGACGACCUGGAGCGGGCUGGCGCCCUCCUCCCCGCCAUCCGGGAGCAGCUGCGCAGCAUCAACACCAGCUCCGUGGCCUGGGCCCGGCUGCACAGGCUGAACGCCUCCGUCGCCGACCUGCAGAGGCAGCUCCAGAGCCCUCUGGGCCUCCGCCACGAGACGGUGCAGCAGCUGGAGACCCUGGAACAGCAGAGCUCAAGCCUCAGACAGGACGCACAGAGGCUGGACGGCCAGGCCACAAGAGUUCUCGCCGAGGCCGGCCGGCUGCUGGACAGCACUGAGGCCUCCCUGGGUCAGGCGCAGACGCUACUGGUGGCCAUCAGGGCUGUGGACCGCAUCCUGAGUGAGCUCGAGUCCCAGACGGACCACCUGUUCCCGGCCAACGCCUCAGCCCCGUCAGGGGAGCACGUGCGCCGGACACUGGCUGAGGUGGAGCGGCUGCUGGGGGAGAUGCGGGCCCGAGACCUGGGUGCCCCGAGAGCAGCGGCUGAGGCCGAGCUGGACGCGGCCCAGAGACUGCUGGCCCGUGUGCAGGAGCAGCUGAGCAGCCGCUGGGAGGGGAACCGGGCACUGGCCGCGCGCGCCCGGGACCAGCUGGCCCAGCACGAGGCUGGCCUCAUGGACCUUCGAGGGGCCCUGAACCGGGCAGUGGGCACCACUCGGGAGGCUGAGGAGCUCAACAGCCGAAACCAGGAGCGCCUGGAGGACGCCCUGCACCGGAAGCAGGAGCUGUCCAGGGACAAUGCCACUCUGAGGGCCACUCUGCAGGCCGCCAGUGACACCCUGGCCCAGCUCUCUGGGCUCCUGCAUGGUAUGGACCAGGCCAGGGAGGAGUAUGAGCACCUUGCUGCCAACCUGGAUGGGGCCCGGACACCCCUGCUGGAGAAGAUGCGGGCCUUCUCCCCCGCAAGCAGCAAGGUGGAGUUGGUGGAGGCUGCGGAGGCCCACGCACAGCAGCUGGACCAGCUGGCCCUCAACCUGUCCAGCAUCAUCCGUGGAGUCAACCAGGACCGCUUCAUCCAGCGGGCCAUCGAGGCCGCUAACGCCUACGGCAGCAUUCUCCAAGCCGUGCAGGCCGCCGAGGGGGCUGCUGGUCAGGCGCUGCGGCAGGCGACCCACACGUGGGCGAUGGUGGUGCGGGGCGGCCUGGCAUCCCGAGCCCAGGACCUGUUGACCAACAGCAGUGCCCUGGCAGAGGCCACCAUCAGGGGGCAGCAGAGGCUGGGCCGCGUGCGGGCUACCCUCCAGGGCACUGGGACCCAGCUCCGAGAUGCCCAGGCCAAGAAGGAGCAGCUGGUGGCCCGAGUCCAGGAGGUACAGGCCAUGCUGGCCAUGGACACCGACGAGACAAGCAAGAAGAUUGCUCACGCCAAAGCUGUGGCCGCCGAAGCCCAGGACACGGCCGCCCGCGUGCAGUCGCGGAUUCAGGACAUGCAGAAACACCUGGAACAGUGGCAGGGCCAGUACGGAGGCCUGCGGAGCCAGGACCUGGGCCAGGUGGUACUCGACGCGGGCCGCUCAGUGUCCACCCUGGAGAAGACGCUGCCGCAGCUGCUAGCCAAGCUGAGCCUCCUGGAAAACCGUGGCACGCACAACGCCAGCCUGGCCUUGUCCGCCAGCAUUGGCCGCGUGCGGGAGCUCAUCGCCCAGGCCCGCGGAGCUGCCAGCAAGGUCAAGGUGUCCAUGAAGUUCAAUGGGCGCUCAGGGGUGCAGCUGCGUGCCCCGCGGGACCUCUCCGACCUCGCCGCCUACACUGCUCUCAAGUUCUACCUCCAGAGUCCAGAGCCGGAGUCUGGCCAGGUCCCCGGGGAUCGCUUUGUGCUCUACAUGGGCAGCCGCCAGGCUGUCGGGGACUACAUGGGCGUGGCUCUGCGGAACCAGAAGGUGCACUGGGUGUACCACCUGGGGGAGGCGGGCCUCGCAGCCCUCAGCGUCGACGAAGACAUCGGGGAGCAGUUCGCAGCAGUCAGCAUUGACAGGACCCUCCAGUUUGGUCACAUGUCUGUCACGGUGGAGAAGCAGAUGCUCCAUGAGACCAAGGGCGACACAGUGGCCCCUGGGGCCGAGGGGCUGCUCAGUUUGCGGCCUGACGACUUUGUCUUCUAUGUGGGGGGCUACCCCAGCCACUUCACGCCCCCUGAGCCCCUCCGCUUCCCUGGCUACCUGGGCUGCAUUGAGAUGGACACGCUCAACGAGGAGGUGCUCAGCGUCUAUAACUUCGAGGAGACCUUCCAGCUGGACACAGCCGUGGACAGGCCUUGUGCCCGCUCCAAGUCGACCGGGGACCCGUGGCUCACAGAUGGCUCCCACCUGGACGGCUCCGGCUUCGCGCGCAUCAGCGUGGAGAGUCAGAUCGGCAUGACCAAACGCUUCGAGCAGGAGAUACGGCUUGUGUCCUCCAACGGGAUCAUCUUCUUCAUGCGGCACCAGGACCAGUUCCUGUGCCUGGCCGUGCAGAAGGGCAGCCUCCUCCUCCUCUACGACUUUGGCGCAGGCCUGAUGCGGGCCAAGCCGCAGCACGAGGACAUGCAGAAGCUGCUGACCAUGACCACGGCCAGCAAGGCAAUCCAGGUGUUCCUGCUGGGGGGUAAUCGCGGCCGUGUGAGCCGCGUGCUGGUGCGCGUGGAGAGGAACAACGUGUUCAGCGUGGACCACAGCAGCUCGCUGGAGCUGGCCGACGCCUACUACCUGGGGGGCGUGCCGCCCGACCAGCUGCCCCCGAGCCUGCAGCAGCUCUUCCCCUCCGGAGGCUCAAUCCGCGGCUGCAUCAAGGGCAUCAAGGCUCAGGGCAAGUACGUGGAUCUCAAGAGGCUGAACACGACGGGCAUCAGCUCGGGCUGCACUGCUGACCUGCUGGUGGGACGGGCCAUGACUUUCCACGGCGACGGCUACCUGUCCCUGGAGCUCCCUGAUGUCCCCCCCGUCUCGGGCCACAUCUACUCCGGCUUCGGCUUCCGCAGCACCCAGGACGCUGGUCUGCUCUACCACAAAGCGUUCCUGGAUGGGCCAUACCAGGUGUCCCUGCAGCAGGGCCGUGUGACACUGCAGCUGCUGAGGACAGAGGUGAAGACUCGAGGGAGCUUUGCCGACGGCGUCCCCCAUUAUGUGGCUUUCUACAGCAACGACACAGGGGUCUGGCUCUAUGUGGACGACCAGCUUCAGCAGAUGAAGCCCCACCAGGGGCCGCCCCCCAGGCCCCAGCCUCAGGAGUCCCAGAAUCUCUUCUUAGGAGGUUUGUCCAAGACUGGCGACUACUUCAACUUCAAGGGCUGCAUCAGCAACGUAUUCGUGAUGCGGCCUGUGGGGCCGCAACGUGUAUUCGACCUGCAGCAGGACUGGAAGAAAGUCAACGUGAGCUCAGGCUGUGCCCCCACCCCGCGCACCCAGACCCCAGGGCAGGCACCUCGAGGACUGAGGGCCGCAGCGGCGCGGAAGCCCGGCCGACGCAGCCGCCAGCCCCCCCCGGACCCUGCCUGCACACCACCCUGGCCUCCCAGGACCAUCCAAGAUGCCUACCAGUUUGGGGGCCCCCUGUCCAGUUACUUGGAGUUUGCCCACAUCCCGGCACCCCCCGGGAACUGGUCCCACCUCUCGAUGCUGGUCCGCCCUCGCACCCCACGAGGACUCCUGCUGCUCGCUGCCCCCCUCACGGCCAGCAGCCCUUCUCUGCUUCUCCUCCUGAGCCACGGACACUUUGUUGCCCAGACAGAGGGCCCUGGGCCCCAGCUCCGUGUCCAGAGCCGCCAGCGUUCACGGGCUGGCCGGUGGCACAUGGUGUCUGUGCGGUGGGGAAAGACUCGGAUCCAGCUGGCGACAGAUGGGGUCUGGGCCCAGGACCAGGAGGGGCCCGGCCAGCAGCACCAGGGGGCAGGGAGCCCCCGGCCCCAGAUUCUCUUUGUGGGGGGCCUCCCUGCCAGUGGCUUCAGCCCGAGGCUCCCAGUGGCCACCGGCAGGUCUGGCUUCAGUGGCUGUGUGAGGAGACUGAGGCUGGACGGGCGGCCCCUGGGGGCCCCGACACGGGUGGUGGGGGUCACGCCGUGCUUCUCAGGCCCCCUGGAGAAGGGCCUGUUCUUCGCAGACAGCGGGGGUGUGGUCACCCUAGACACCGCGGGGGCCGUGCUGCCUCACGCGGCCCUGGAGCUGGAGGUACGGCCUCGGACGGCCACCGGCCUCAUCUUCCACCUGGGCCGGGUCCAGGCACCGCCCUACCUGCAGCUGCAGGUGCGGGCCGAGCAGGUCCUGCUGCGGGCGGAUGAUGGUGCAGGGGAGUUCUCCACGUGGGUGAUGUGCCCGGCGGCCUUGUGUGACGGCCAGUGGCACCGACUGGCGGUGACCAGAAGCGGGAACGUGCUCCAGCUGGAGGUGGACGCACGGAGCAACCAGACCCUGGGCCCUGCGCUGGUGGCCUCCAUGGCCACCGCCCAAGCACCUCUGCACCUCGGGGGCCUGCCUAAGCCCACGAACACACAGGCUAGGCCUCUAGCCUAUCGCGGCUGCAUGAGGAAUCUGAUGCUGAACGGGUCCCCCGUCACCUGGUCUCGCUCUGUGGGCAUCCAGGGGGCAGUGGGGGCCAGCGGCUGCCCAGCCACCUAGCAAGCUGCCCCUCCAGCAGCCACGCAGGAGAGCCUUCGGGGGCCCCGGCCUGGCGUCCACAGGAGGGCCGCCCUGGGCAGGCAGGCUCCCACCUCUCAGAGCCUCCAGCCCCUGCAAUUCAGCCCACUUCACAUCAAGUCUAUUUAUUUGGACUCUAGAUUCUAGGGGUGAUGAAUCUUUUUGAAAACGAUUUAAGUUAUACCGGACAUUUUAAACUGGCGUUUUUAAUACUGUUUAUCUUUCAGCUUCAUGAUGAGAUUUUCCCUCCACCAAUUUUUCGUAACAUCAGAAAUCUGCCCUGCUUCUUAAAAAUUAAAAAGUAGAGGUGCCUGGGUGGCUCAGUCCUUAGGCGUCUGCCUUCAGCUCAGGUCAUGG